UGGUGCGCUCCUAUCGAUCACGUGAGCCGGCUCCAAGAUGGCGGCGGGGGUGGCCGGGUGGGGGGUUGAGGCAGACGAGUUCGAGGAUGCACCUGACGUGGAGCCGCUGGAGCCCACGCUUAGCAACAUCAUUGAGCAGCGCAGCCUCAAGUGGAUUUUUGUCGGGGGCAAGGGCGGCGUGGGAAAGACCACCUGCAGCUGCAGCCUGGCAGUCCAGCUCUCCAAGGGGCGUGAGAGUGUUCUGAUCAUUUCCACAGACCCAGCCCACAACAUCUCAGAUGCUUUUGACCAAAAGUUCUCCAAGGUGCCAACCAAGGUUAAAGGCUACGACAACCUCUUCGCUAUGGAGAUCGACCCCAGCCUGGGUGUAGCUGAGCUGCCUGAUGAGUUUUUUGAGGAGGACAACAUGCUGAGCAUGGGCAAGAAGAUGAUGCAGGAGGCCAUGAGUGCCUUCCCGGGCAUCGACGAGGCCAUGAGCUACGCAGAGGUCAUGAGGCUGGUGAAGGGCAUGAACUUCUCAGUGGUGGUGUUCGACACGGCACCCACGGGCCACACGCUCAGGCUCCUCAACUUCCCCACCAUCGUGGAGCGGGGCCUGGGCCGCCUCAUGCAGAUCAAGAACCAGAUCAGCCCUUUCAUCUCACAGAUGUGCAACAUGCUGGGCUUGGGCGACAUGAAUGCUGACCAGCUGGCAUCCAAGCUGGAGGAGACGCUGCCUGUCAUCCGCUCCGUCAGUGAGCAGUUCAAGGACCCUGAGCAGACAACCUUCAUCUGCGUGUGCAUUGCUGAGUUCCUGUCCCUGUACGAGACGGAGCGUCUGAUCCAGGAGCUGGCCAAGUGCAAGAUUGAUACCCACAACAUCAUUGUCAACCAGCUUGUCUUCCCCGACCCUGAGAGGCCCUGCAAGAUGUGUGAAGCCCGCCACAAGAUCCAGGCCAAGUACCUGGACCAGAUGGAGGACCUGUACGAAGAUUUCCACAUUGUGAAGCUGCCGCUGCUACCCCAUGAGGUGCGGGGAGCAGACAAGGUCAACACCUUCUCCGCCCUCCUGCUGGAGCCCUACAAGCCCCCCAGUGCCCAGUAGCACUGCUGCCUGGCCCAGCUGCUGCCACUUCACACCCACCCUCCACCUCCCCGCUCCCCUCCCCCCGGGGGCAGAGUUUGCACAAGUCCUCCAUAGCACAGGGGGAGCCAUGCGGGAUGUGGGAGGCAGGGAGGGGUCUAUUCCCCCUGGUGGGGUCAGGUUAGGGGGGCAGUAGUCGUCCCCGCUCCUCUCCCUGCCUCUCGUUCCUCAAUAAAAUAAUCUUAAACUGCU
Molecule: messenger RNA, 1315 nt
Organism: Octodon degus (degu)
Lineage: Eukaryota; Metazoa; Chordata; Mammalia; Rodentia; Octodontidae
Gene: Get3
Product: arsA arsenite transporter, ATP-binding, homolog 1 (bacterial)
Exons: 7
Coding region: 38-1084 (348 amino acids)
Biological process (GO): post-translational protein targeting to endoplasmic reticulum membrane
Cellular component (GO): GET complex
Molecular function (GO): ATP hydrolysis activity; ATP binding
Source: RefSeq, a predicted model, not a curated record